CUGAAAUUAAUGGAUGAUUUCUUUCACACCCAAAACAAAAAACAUGUACACCCACCCAAACACGUCAAAAAGAGGCUAAACCCCGACCAAGUGAGGCUCCUGGAGACAAGCUUCGCCGCCAACAACAAACUAGACGCCGAGCUCAAGCUUCGGCUUGCAAAACAACUCGGUAUCCCCCCGAGACAGGUUGCUGUUUGGUUCCAAAACAAGCGAGCUCGGCGUAAGACGCAGAGCCUUGAGCAGCAGCUAGAAAAUGCGUUGGUUGAAAAGAGGAGGCUCGAGAAAGACGUGGAGCGGCUUCAAGGAGAGCUGGAGAAAGCUCAAGAAAUGGCGGCUCUUGCUUUAAUGAAACAAACAGGCCCUCAAAUUUGUUGUAAUAUUUCUGGUUCUUUUGAUGAGAAUGGCGGGUUUUUGCCAAUCGAUGGGGAACUAUUUGCUUCUUUGAUUGGUGAAUAA
Molecule: messenger RNA, 456 nt
Organism: Corylus avellana
Lineage: Eukaryota; Viridiplantae; Streptophyta; Magnoliopsida; Fagales; Betulaceae
Gene: HB52
Product: homeobox protein 52
Biological process (GO): positive regulation of DNA-templated transcription
Cellular component (GO): nucleus
Molecular function (GO): sequence-specific DNA binding; DNA-binding transcription factor activity, RNA polymerase II-specific
Source: RefSeq, a predicted model, not a curated record